UCCAUGAAAUACAGUGGAUCUCACGUGGAUUGUUUCGUCUUGCUAGCUUAUAUCAUGCUUACAGCAGGUGUGACCACAGCAGCAGAAUACGAAUUUAAACACGAAACAGGCCAAUCAAAACAUGACGGAGGAGCAACAUCAGGAUACUUCUACACACUGGUGGGUAGCGAGGGUGAAACGGGAGAGCACGACUGUGUAGGAGACAGAGCAGGGGCCAGCUCUUGUACUGUGACUGAUGAGAAGAAUAUUGGGGAUCUGCAGGGGGUUAGGAUACGGAACAGCGGAGAAGACUCCUGGACCUUUGUCAAGAUGGAGGUGGAGAUAGACGGGGUGGUGUGGGGAGUCUGGGAGGGCUCCCUUCAAGUGGAUGAUUAUAAGACAAAAGAUAUAACUUUUACACGAACAGCUGCUCAAUACAAGAUUACUUACUCAAUAUGGGACGACAGUAACGCAAGGACAAGAGACCCCCAGUACGUUAAAAUCAAAGGAACAAAGGGGGAGACGAACGAAAAUCUGUGUGAUGAAAAUUUUGAUGUAACAAACCAAGAUGUGGCGUGUGUUUUUAUAAGUGAUGUCAACAUCGGGGAUUACGAAUGUGUGUCUUUGAGGACUACUGGAACUGAUGGAAUUGAUCUUAUAAAGGUGACGGUUCAAAUAAAUGACACAGUGGUCCACACCCUUGUACCUGAAAGCAACCAAGACUUUAUAGGACUGGAUAAUAGAGAAACAAAAGAGUUUUGUAGAGAAGAUACUUUGACCCUGAGAAUAACAUGUGACGAUCGCUUGGAGUUGUAUCUUGAUGGCGUGCAACAACAACACAGUGCUCUCGGAAUAUGGAGCCAGGAGUCAACAUUUGAGGAAAUAACAACCGAAUUAGAAAUUAUAGCCUUGAAAUGUGUAAACACUGGAGGAGCUAAAGGUAUAAUAGCAUCACUAGAGAAAGAAGAUGGAGACGUUGUCUACUACACCGAUACUUACUGGAAAUGCUCAUCUGUCCUUGAAGAGGGCUGGCAACUCUCGGGGUUUCAGGAUACUUCAGAUAAUUGGCACAAUGCCAUUAAAGUAGGAGACAAUGGGAACCCUACCUGGGGAUACAUUGGACAGAUAUCACAUGAUGCUGAUUGGAUCUGGGCGAGAGCUGGAUGGACAGUUUACUGCCGAGGAGUCGUAUUUAAUAAAGGUAAGAAUAUAAACCCGAAUACUUAUUUUAGGCAUUUUGUUAAUAUCACCACUAUACCCCACUAAAUCCACAUGACUAUAUUUAGCUCAUCAAGCAUUAUACGAGUCACAACACCAACUUCACAACCUGAUAUAAUAUUUUUUGGUUCGCACGCGCAUGUGGCUGCAUGUUGCUCGAAA
This is a messenger RNA of Bolinopsis microptera, 1359 nucleotides long. RefSeq lists its product as uncharacterized. The transcript is spliced from 5 exons. Lineage: Eukaryota; Metazoa; Ctenophora; Tentaculata; Lobata; Bolinopsidae. The coding region runs from base 4 to 1245 and encodes 413 amino acids. The record is from RefSeq and is a predicted model, not a curated record.